CCGGGAGGCGGUGCUCGGUCCCGGACGCGCGGGCCGGGUAUGGCGUCGAUGGCGGCGGCGAUCGCGGCCUCGCGCUCGGCCGUCAUGAGCGGGAACCGGCCGCUGGACGACCGGGAGCGGAAGCGCUUCACCUACUUCUCGUCUCUGAGCCCUAUGGCUAGGAAGAUCAUGCAGGACAAGGAGAAAAUCAGGGAGAAGUACGGGCCGGAGUGGGCGCGGCUGCCGCCCGCGCAGCAGGACGAAAUCAUCGACCGCUGCCUGGUGGGGCCGCGCGCCCAGCCGGCCGCCGACGAGGGGGACCCGGCGCGCUUUCCCGGCCUGCGCGGGCCCACGGGCCAGAAGCUGGUGCGCUUCGGCGACGAGGACAUAACUUGGCAAGAUGAGCACUCGGCCCCAUUCUCCUGGGAAACAAGGAGUCAGAUGGAGUUCAGCAUCUCCUCCUUAUCCAUCCAGGAGCCUGGCACAGCCACCAUGACCAGUGAUCCCAGGCCCUUGGCCAAGGCUUCUCAGGGCACUCAGGCUGCCAAGCCUGCCCAAAGCAGCAGAUCUUCUAGCCUAGAUGCCCUGGGACCUUCAAGGAAAGAGGAGGAAGCACCCUUCUGGAAGAUCAAUGCUGAGCGCUCUAGGGAGGGGCCUGAGGCUGAGUUCCAGUCACUGACACCCAGCCAGAUCAAGUCCAUGGAGAAGGGAGAAAAAGUCAUACCCGCUUGCUACCGCCAGGAACCCAUCACAAAAGACAGGGAGGUCAAGGCUAUGCCCCAAGAACAACAAACCCUCUCCAGUGUAAGCACAGAGCAAGAGGUGCCCCAGCCUGUGCAAGCCCCUGCCAGCUUGCUGCCCAAGGCCACCCCCACUGAGUCCCCAGAGAAGCCACCACCUCCUGCUGCCCAGCAGGAUGAAGAAGAUGAUGCUUUGUUCUCAGAGCCUGUAUUUUCGCAGAUCAGCUCAAGUAACACCCUCUUGAAGACAGGCUUUGAUUUUCUGGACAACUGGUAAACAGUGCUACCUGGAAACACAGCCAAGAGCCCCCAGUGCGGCCCACGUGGUGUUCAGAGGAGAAGGCAGCUCUGCCUGUGUAUUUUCCUGUUUUCUCUGCUCUUUUCUUAGUCUUUCGGGCACUAGGAAAUAUUGCCAGAUUUUCCUCUUUUUUUUUUUUUUUUUUUUUUUGGUAAAACCAAAUAGACAAAUAUGCUAUUUUCAAGGAUUUGAUAACAAGUUUUACACUUGGGAUUUUUAAAGACUAAGAAUCCAGUAAGCCUUGUAAAUAAAACUUCUGUUCCCAGCUCCAUCCCACUUUAUCCCUCCAAGAAGGUUCUCUGACCAAGUCACAAAAGGUCGCAAAGGCACCCGACCCCCCCCCCACCCCUGCUUUUCGCCCUCCCCAGUCCUUUUCUUGUUGGGGGCUCCCUGGAUGGAUAUGGGCUGUUGGCUGUUGCUGUGGAAGAUUCAUCCUUUAAAAUGGGCUCACCUGGUACUCUUCCUUUGCUGAAGCCACAUUUGGUGUCCUGCCCCCCCCCCAAAGGAAACAGACUGCUGGCAGGUGGCAGGUGCCCUCUAAGCUGUCCUAGCAACUUACUCGGAGCUUUGAUUGUUCAAAAGCAGCUGCCUGUUGGCAGGUUUUCUAUCAGAUUCUCACUGUGUUAUAUGUAGCUGCAGCAGCUUCCUUGGCUUUGUAGGUAUUUCUUCUGGAAUUUAUCAUAACUGUCCUGCUAGUGUCCCAGUCCUGGCCACUGUGGGAGUCAGGGUGGUGACAGUGGUGCUGGGGAGCAGGGCUCUUCAGAUUCACUGUGACUGAACUUUUCGGUGUGAGACUGGCAGGCUUGGCCAUUCUUCACCUCAGUCUGAUCCAGCUGUGUCAUGAAGGCCUCUCCCCAAGACCUGAUCACCUUCAAGUGCAAGAGGCCUUCCUGAGGGUUCCAGAAACUUCCCCUUGCAGCCCUGAGAGUUCACAGCAGCAAGGCUGGGUGAGGAGCAGGCACCGUACCUAGAUGUAUUAUUCUCUGUCGUCAUGGUGGCCCUGUCAUGGCCUCUGAAGCACAUGCAUCCACAGGAGGUCCCAAGCAGAUCUGUGAGCUCUGGGUGGCAUGGUCUACCCUUCACCGACGCUCCGUUCUCUUCACCAGAAGCCUUAAUCUCCAUGAGCCCCCUCUUCUGAGCGCCUGGUGUCAGUACUGAAAGGUGUAACCUUCUUAAUGCCUGUGUUGUAGGACUUUCUGAAAUAGCUUCUGGAAUAUUCCAUUUGACCCUGUUUACCAAGGUAAAGCACACAGCAACUAUCACACCCUUCUCUGCUCCCCUAGGAAAAUAUGCCAAAGCUGUACUUAGCCAAUAUCGAUGCAAUACCUGCCAAUUAGCUUAUGUCCCGAACCCUCCCUUGGUCUCUUGUGUUUGGAUUCGCCUUCCUCUAGCAACUUCUCACCAGUUAUCCUUUUAUACUGUUGUAGAGCAGUUGAUAGGGGAAGGAUAGAAAGACUUCUGGCACACAAGAAGAAAAUAAGUGGCAAGCUGCCGUUGGCACAGCCCAGACUGGCUCUCACUCUUCAGGGGGUCCAGCACAGCUACCAUGUGCCCACCCUCCUACCCCAGUAGAGUGGUGGGUUAAUUUCAGGCCUGUGCAUGUUUUCCUUCCCUGUAGGGCUGUGGUCCGUAGCAUUGACGUAGCAGGAACGAGAAGGCCCGCCCCGGCCACUUGACCAGGGUGACCAGUCUGCUCUCUGUGCAGACAUUUUCACUUCUUCCCACUCUCUCCUCAUUCCCUUUUACUUUCUCCAGUGAAAAUAUGGAGAGGGGCUGAGUGUAGGCACAGUGGUAUUUCUCAAGGAGGCCUCCCAAGAGAAGGAGGAACCCUGAAGGACCCACCUGACCUGGGGAUUGUCCUUACACCUGGGCAGGGUCCAUACCAAGCUGGCUUCUUGGUCUCCCCCAGGGACUCUGUGGCAGUGCCCAGGAGAUUGGCCAGGUAUUAGCACCUUCUCUUCCCCUGGCAUCUGAUGAAGUACAUUCAUUAUUUCUCUUUAAAGCACAUUCUUUGGCUGAAAACCUGUGUAUGAUUUUGGACUCAACCAGAUGCCCAGGCUCAACAGCUGGGAGGCAGCUCCAGGGCUCUGUGUCUCACUCUUGGUGGCUGUAUUUGACAAAAGCUCUCAGGAACCAAGACUGUGCCUGUCUGGGCUGUCCCUGAAUCCCAGGCCCUUCAGGCUUGGAUGUACUCCCAUUAAGAGCAGGGGAGUCGGCCUCCUGGCCAGGUGUGUUCCUCAUGCCCGGACCAGGAAUGGCCUUCUGUUCUUCACACCACUCUCUCCUUUGAUACAUGUUUUCAAAAUGGUAAAUUCUUACUGACAACUUAUAACUUGAUCCUAUUUUAUACUACUAGCCUUUAAUAAAGCCAUUUUAAAA
Molecule: messenger RNA, 3396 nt
Organism: Phodopus roborovskii (desert hamster)
Lineage: Eukaryota; Metazoa; Chordata; Mammalia; Rodentia; Cricetidae
Gene: CUNH1orf198
Product: chromosome unknown C1orf198 homolog
Exons: 4
Coding region: 40-996 (318 amino acids)
Source: RefSeq, a predicted model, not a curated record